Molecule: messenger RNA, 2142 nt
Organism: Myotis davidii
Lineage: Eukaryota; Metazoa; Chordata; Mammalia; Chiroptera; Vespertilionidae
Gene: TMEM198
Product: transmembrane protein 198
Exons: 5
Coding region: 327-1409 (360 amino acids)
Biological process (GO): positive regulation of canonical Wnt signaling pathway
Cellular component (GO): cytoplasmic vesicle; plasma membrane
Source: RefSeq, a predicted model, not a curated record
CCGCGGCUCUGGGGCGGCCCGAGCCCUGCUCCUGCUCCUGCUCCUUUCCCUUCCCCAGGCCCAGCCCGAGGCCCCGGACGCCGCGGGACUGGAGUGCCAGCCGGUGCUGGAGGCGGAGCGGCGCCGCCGCGCAGAGACAGGUUCCUCCGGCCCAGCAGCUCCCUUCCCCGCACGACGGACUUUUCCUGGACCCCAGGCAGCUGCGGCCUCUGGCGCCCAGCACCCCUGGACCCUCUGGCCUCUGCACAGCCUCUUUCAUUCAAAAGCUCAGGUCGCUUCCAGCCCAGGCUGACCUGGGAGGGUGACUCCCUUUCGUUCCUAGCACUAUGCCAGGCACUGUGGCGACACUGCGGUUCCAGCUCCUGCCCCCCGAACCAGAUGAUGCCUUCUGGGGUGCACCCUGUGAACAGCCCCUGGAGCGCAGGUACCAGGCACUGCCGGCCCUCGUCUGCAUCAUGUGCUGUCUAUUUGGAGUCGUCUACUGCUUCUUCGGUUACCGCUGCUUCAAGGCAGUGCUCUUCCUCACUGGGUUGCUGUUUGGCUCGGUGGUCAUCUUCCUGCUGUGCUACCGGGAGCGGGUGCUGGAGACACAGCUGAGUGCCGGGGCGAGUGCGGGCAUCGCACUGGGCAUCGGGCUGCUGUGCGGGCUGGUGGCCAUGCUGGUGCGCAGCGUGGGCCUCUUCCUGGUGGGGCUGCUGCUCGGUCUCCUGCUCGCUGCUGCCGCCCUGCUGGGUUCCACCCCCUACUACCAGCCGGGUUCCGUGUGGAGACCUUUGGGGCUGCUGCUGGGGGGCGGCCUGCUCUGCGCGCUGCUCACGCUGCGCUGGCCUCGCCCGCUCACCACUCUGGCCACCGCUGUGACUGGUGCUGCGCUCAUCGCCACUGCCGCUGACUACUUUGCUGAGCUGCUGCUGCUGGGGCGCUAUGCGGUGGAGCGGCUGCGCGCCGCCCCGGUGCCUCCUCUCUGCUGGCGGAGCUGGGCCCUGUUGGCGCUUUGGCCUCUGCUCAGCCUGAUGGGCGUCCUGGUGCAGUGGCGGGUGACGGCCGAGGGGGACUCCCACACGGAAGUGGUCAUCAGCCGUCAGCGACGACGUGUGCAGCUGAUGCGGAUAAGGCAGCAGGAAGAGCGCAAGGAGAAGCGGCGCAAGAAGAGACCCCCAAGGGCUCCCUCCAGAGGUUCCCGGGCUCCUCCAAGGCCUGGGCCCCCUGACCCUGCUUAUCGGCGCAGGCCAGUGCCCAUCAAACGCUUCAAUGGAGAUGUCCUCUCCCCGAGCUAUAUCCAGAGCUUCCGGGACCGGCAGACAGGAAGCUCACUGAGCUCCUUCAUGGCCUCACCCACAGACAUGGACUAUGAAUACGGGUCCCGGGGACCACUGACAGCCUGCACAGGGCCCCCUGUGCGGGUAUAGCAGUCUAGCGGCUCCCGCCCACCUGGACUCUGUGGUCACCAGCUCUGUUAGCUUGCGGAGGCCUGCUGGGCCACCACCCAGCCCACCUAGCCCUGUAGCCUAUGGCUGUUUCUCUACCCUGGAGAGGACUGGCCCGGCUGCUAGAAGGGAGGACCUGUCUCGGGCUAUGCCUGGUCUGAGGGAAAGCCCUCUCCCAAGGGCCUCCUGAGGGACAGGGGUUGUGAGCCCCUUUGGGCUGUGCUCAGGGUUGUGAGUGUGUCACCUGUGCGUGCGUGUGCAUGAAGGGGUGGGGUUGGAGGGAACACUGGGACCCUUGCCUUAGAUUUCUGAUUGGUAGGGCUUCUGCAAGGUUUGCCCACCUCCUCUUCCACUGCUGGGGUCCCAUGGGCCACUCUCCUGCAUGUCCAAGUGGGGGAGGUCUGCCUUCUCCCUCCCCUGCUCUGCCUCUCAGCCAGAUUCAUCCAAGGCUUCUUGUCCUUCUCCACUGCAGCACCCCUCACCCUGGUUCCCUGUCCUCUGCAAAGCCACCAGCCUGAGGGCAGUGACAGAGGAUGGGGGUGGGGGCUGCUGCUCUGGGCUGGGUUGGGGAGGAGGCCUGGGGCUAAGGGGGCUUAAAUGCACGAUGCAUGUCUGGUGUCUGUCAUUGCCACCCUGGACACCUCAUGCUUCUGUCUCCCUUCGCCCCACCCUGUUUUACAUCUUUUAUAAAUGUGCCAAACUGUGGCUUCUGCCA